AGAUCAACGACAAUGUUCAGAUCAUUGUCGGUUCCUGGUCUGAUCUAUUCCAUGGUCAAGUAUAGGAUCCAUCAAAUGUGACAAAUCAGAUGGCUGGUUUCAAGCGGGGCCGAAACAUGAAGUCGAUGCCUCGGUCAUGCAGCAGCAAUAAACCUCUUGCGUUGUGCAUGCAGCCCAUAAGGAAUAUGGGUUCCUCAUGCGUUUGUCCUAAAUCAAGGAUCAUGGCCUCUCAUGAAAGGGCCCGUGCAUCUAGAAUCGCAGGUUUACAAACUAGAUGCCUUUCCAGGUCUAUCUCCAUCGCCAAAGAACAUAACUUAAUGUGCACGGAGCAGUCCAAAUCCACUAAAGCUUUGACCGUACUCCUCGGAAACCAUCGCCCAGAAGGUGCGCAUUGCGGAGAUGGAACGGGAUAUGCUGAAGUAGUGGAGCAAUGCUCGUUGCAGAGUGAGACCGCAAAGCUGCAGGGGGGAAAGAUGCAUCAGCCCGGCAAUGAAUCUCGGAAGAUACCUCGGUCGGAUCGAUUGGAGGUGUAUACAGCGAUGAUACAAGCGGAGCAUCAACAAGCGGUGGCAAGUACGACGGGCUCAAUCGGUGAUGUAACAAGGAAGACCAUUUGGGCGGGCGUUCGGGAAUCCCGACGGAACAAAAGGCGAAACGAAACGGUCGAUCUUCCACGGACGCUUAAUCUUCGGGAUCCAGCGACGUCCGAAACAUCUACAACCUCAAAUGUCCAUGCUUGAGGAAACAGGGUGACUUGUGCAACUAUAGCCGGGAUUUCUUGGUGGCCUUGACGCGUCUGAAGUUCUCACCGAGUGUCAGCAGCUCAUCGCCAACACACGAUUCAUCUCCGAGUAAGCAGGAAAACUUGCCGAAGUCAUUCGACUUUGCCGUACUGCUGAGCCGGUGCUAGCUCUCUUAGAAGCUGAGGCAAAG
Aspergillus steynii IBT 23096 is the source of this 933-nucleotide messenger RNA. RefSeq lists its product as uncharacterized. The record is from RefSeq and is a predicted model, not a curated record. The coding region runs from base 90 to 740 and encodes 216 amino acids. NCBI's taxonomy places the organism in Eukaryota, Fungi, Ascomycota, Eurotiomycetes, Eurotiales, Aspergillaceae. The transcript has a single exon.